Messenger RNA from Racocetra persica, 1329 nucleotides. The record is from the annotation of a GenBank genome assembly. NCBI's taxonomy places the organism in Eukaryota, Fungi, Glomeromycota, Glomeromycetes, Diversisporales, Gigasporaceae.
AUGGCUAUUGCCGUAGUCUAUAUGACAACAGAAUUUAACUUUACAUCAACUAUUCAAGGUGUUAUACUGUCAUCAUUUUUUUUGGGAUAUCUAACAACACAAGUUUUUGGUGGUGCACUUGCCGAUAAAUAUGGUGGAAAAUGGGUAUUAAGUGUUUCUGCCGCAACAUGGACACUAUUUACCUUUCUUACACCGAUUUCCGCUAAGAUUGGUUUAGGAUAUCUCAUAAUAUGUCGAGUACUUUUGGGUAUUGGUGAAGGUGCAUGUUUUCCGUCCGUAAACGCCUUGAUUGCAAAAUGGUUUCCAAAAGAAGAGGGCAGUAAAGCGGUUUCAACCACAGUAUGGAAUGUGGUUGCUUUGAUGAUAUCAACUUGGUUAGGAUCAGGCCCUUUGGGAUGGCCUAGUAUUUUUUGGACGUUUGGAACAGCAGGAUUUAUUGCUAUUGAAUCAACGACAAGUGAGAAUGAUAAUGCAAUCUCUGAUGUACCAUUAGCAAAUUUUAUAGUUGAAGAAGAUAAUAAUUUUAUAGUUGAAGAAGAUAAUACUUUUGAAGCUGAAGCUGAUGUACUAUUGCCGAAAAAUUUGAUAAUGUCAAAUCCGAAAGAAGUUCCAUGGAUAUUCCUUCUUUCUCGGCGUGAAGUGUGGGCUAUACUCAUUACACAAUUUUGCAACUCAUUUGUACUUCCUUAUGCCACACAAGGAAUCACCGGCAUUAUCGCUGGGGUUAUUUGUGAUUACGCAAUUAAUAAAUUGAAGAUUCAUGUAAAAACCGUACGGAGAGGAGCUCAAAUAAUUGGUGCAGUUGGAACAUCGACAUUUCUUUUAUGUACAGCAUAUUUAGCACAAACACCUUUGCAAGGAAUAAUUUUAAUAUCAAUUGGCACUGCAUUAAAUUCAUUUUUUAGUUGUAGUGUACACGUGUCUCAGUUGGACAUAGCUCCAAAAUACGCUGGUGCGAUUUAUGGGUUGGGAAAUACAUGUGCUGGAAUUCCGGCUGUAUUAGGAGUGGCAUUCACUGGAUGGAUACUAGAUAUUACGAACAGAAAUUGGAAUAUUAUUUGGAUUUUGGUUACUGCUUUUUAUUCUAUUGGUUCCAUAUUUUUUGUUAACUGGGUUGGUCAUAAAGUUAUAACCGCGAACGUUAAGGGAAAACCUACAUAUUUGAUUCACUUUCACCUUAUCGGAUUUGGCCCUGCAAAAUUGAAUAAAUGUAAUCAAAUACGCGUAAAAUUAAUUGUUUUAGUCGUUUCAGUGUGCUUGUUAACCGUUCUAGUCGCUUUGAUGUGCUUUGGCCAUCAAUUCAUACAUAAUAUUUUUACAGAUAAAUGA